Torulaspora delbrueckii is the source of this 765-nucleotide messenger RNA. It is a transcript of the gene USE1, whose product is annotated as SNAP receptor USE1. The transcript has a single exon. The record is from RefSeq and is a predicted model, not a curated record. Gene Ontology annotation, biological process: retrograde vesicle-mediated transport, Golgi to endoplasmic reticulum. Bases 1 to 765 code for a protein of 254 amino acids. Gene Ontology annotation, molecular function: SNAP receptor activity. Gene Ontology annotation, cellular component: SNARE complex; endoplasmic reticulum. Lineage: Eukaryota; Fungi; Ascomycota; Saccharomycetes; Saccharomycetales; Saccharomycetaceae.
AUGACAGCGGUACUGAAAGACAACCUGUUUCACGAUAUAGAUGUUGUUGAUGAACCGUUUAUUACUUAUCUUUUAAGCACCAAGCUUUCAGAGAACUUAAAUAUACUGAGGACUACUGCGAUAAGCAGGCAGAUAAAUGCUGCUAACGAACAACAGAAUGACGAUACCAUCAAAGAUUUUCAAGAUGAGUUUCCAUCUAUUGCUUUCGAUUCUCUGCAGAGACAACGCAAGGUACUCAAAGUAAUGGAGGAUCAAUAUAACCAGUAUCAAGAAAGCACAAAGACUAAUAGGUAUACCUUUGACUUUGACUCGCCACAUAUUGAUGAAACUGAACCGAACGCAGUUGUGCAGGGACAAGACAAAGCUUUGGACGUGGACACUAGCGUCGCUGAGUUGAGGAAGCGUUUACUGGGGCACAGGGCAGAUGAAAGCAACGGUUUAGAGUCUGAGAAAUCAUCUGAAAGACAAAUCGAAGACCAGGAUAACCUACAAAAUAGUCUUAUUGAGGAUAUGACAAAACUGGUGGGCAGUUUGAAGCAAGGUGCAACAGCUUUCCAAAAUGCGUUAAAUGAGGAUAAAGCGGUCCUGAGCGCUGCUGAAAUAGGCGUUCAAGUGGCUUCCACAAGUUUGACAGAUAUUAGUGGAAAGCUGAAAAAGUACGAUAAGAAGAAAUUAGGUUACAUCUUUUACAUCACGGUAUUCAUUUCCAUGCUGGUUGGUCUCUUGGUGACAUUUAUAAUAAUUCAAUUGUUCCCAGCCUUAUGA